This is a messenger RNA of Plectropomus leopardus (leopard coralgrouper), 2507 nucleotides long. It is a transcript of the gene gmeb2, whose product is annotated as glucocorticoid modulatory element binding protein 2. Gene Ontology annotation, molecular function: RNA polymerase II cis-regulatory region sequence-specific DNA binding. The record is from RefSeq and is a predicted model, not a curated record. NCBI's taxonomy places the organism in Eukaryota, Metazoa, Chordata, Actinopteri, Perciformes, Serranidae. Gene Ontology annotation, biological process: regulation of transcription by RNA polymerase II. Gene Ontology annotation, cellular component: nucleus.
UAUAACUGAAGAAGAGGAAUAAGAAGCGGCAGCACUGCAAAUAAACACAAAGAAGGAAUGACAGAGUAAAGAACAUGUAAUGGUGUGAGGGUGAGAUUCAGCCAGUAGUCUCUUAAAUGUUUAAGAACCGGGAGGCUCCGUGUGUGUGUGAGAUAUGAAGGAGAGUCCUGCAGCUCAGCGGCUCUGUCAGCUGCUCUCUCCUGUUAGCUAGCUGUAGCUCCUAGCUAGCCUGUGUGUCGGCUAACACUCACACAGCCUCACUUUUUCACCACAAAAAGAGGAAACAUUUACCAAUUGAAGACGAUUCUUUAAUUUGGACAAACAGUCUAAAAUCUGAUGUUGAUAACAGGGACUGUUCCUCUCUGCUGCCACGCUGUGUGCUGUGCAGCUCAGUCCGCCCUCCAUGGCUUCAUCAGAGGUCAGCAUGCAGGAAAUGAGCGAAGUUGUGAUCGUCACCAUACCUGAAGCAGUGGGCGAGGACCUCCCCUCUGUGGUGGAGGAGGAUAAAGCUGUGCUGGUGACUGCAGAGCUGACCCCUCAGCCAGGGGAGGGCAUCCUCACGGUAGCACCAGUGGAAGCAGAAGCUGAGACCAGCAGAACAGAUUCACUGACAAGAGAGGAGGCAGUCAUUGUGAAGUUAACUGAGGAGGUGGAUGUGGAAGCCGAUGUCUUCUACCCAAUCACCUGUGGAGAUGCCAAAGCCACGCUGGUGUGGAAGAAGUUUGUCUGCCCGGGAAUCAAUGUGAAAUGUGUGCAGUUCAAUGAGCAGCUCAUCAGCCCCAAGGAGUUCGUGUGUUUAGCGGGGAAAUCCACUCUGAAGGACUGGAAGAGAGCCAUCCGCCUCAACGGCACCAUGCUCAGGAAGAUCAUGGACUCAGGUGAGCUGGACUUCUACCAGCAUGCAAAGGUCUGCUCCAACACAUGCCGCAGCACCAAGAUAGACCUGGUGGGAACCAAAGUGUCCAUCAGCAGCGAUCAUUCUGCUGAACUGGUUCCUGCCACCCCCUCAUCAGCUGACUUGAACGGAGCGGCAGCCUCGUUUCCAGAGGUGUCAGAAGAAACUUCAGAGUGGGUCACAGCCAUCGGAGAGGACUCUGUGGCAUUCUGGCGUGCGGUGAAGGAGGCUGGACUGCUGGAGGAAGUGAUGGAGGAUUUCCAGAAGGAGCUGCAAGAGGUGUUAAAGGGAUUACAGGAGAGAGUCUGUGACCCACCACUGCAGGUCAAAGAUGCUGUUUUGCUCAACAAUAUAGUGCAGAACUUUGGGAUGUUGGACCUGGUGAAGAAGGUUCUGGCCAGUCAUAAGAGCCAGAUGGACCGUUACAGAGAGCAGUACACUCGCAGCCUCGCAGCUCUGGAGCAGCAGUGUGACGAGCACAGGAAGCGAGCCAAGGAGCUGAAGAGCAAAUCCCAGCACCUCAACAAUGUCCUGAUGACCCUCACCCCAGUCCCUGCUCCCCCCACGCCCAAGCGCCCCCGGCUGACCCGUGCCAUCUCUGGCCCCGCCUCAGUGAGCGCCACUUCCACGCAGAUCACUCUGCCUCUGAACCAGCUGAGCGGCCUGCCGCUGGGCAAGGUGCUGACCGUGGCAGGAGCCCCUUCUGCCACAAACCUGGGUGGGUACACCCUCCUGACCUCCUCGCUCUCUGGGUCAGAGCUGGCGGCCGACGCCUCUAACCUGACCGUGCUGUCCACAACGGCAGGUCAGGAGGGCGCGGCUGGCGGCUCCACGGCUUCCACCGCCUUCGUUAAAGUGGUCGGCCCUCAGUUUCAGCUGGUGACGCUGCCGACCGCGCUGCAGAGCCUGGCCACUGCACAAAGUGGCGUCCAACAACAGGUUGGCAGCAUCAGUGUGGUGGAUGCCACGGCAACAGUUGCAGAGGAUUCACAAGAGGAGGGCCAGGCUGAUGGCGAGGAGGAAUGUCAGCCAGAGCAGGUUAAAGAGCAGGACGGCGAGCAGCCGGCAGAGCAGCAGUGAGACGCAGCACAGCUGUUCUGUGUGGUCUCCCAGCUGGUAAUUGCCUUUGUUUCACGAGUGUGGACCCUGGACUGAGAGAUGGCUCAGGGCUCCUACAAGUCAAGCCAAUUUCAUUUAGAAAGCCGAAUAUCACAGAUCACACUUCGCUACAAAGGGGCUGUACAGCAUACAGCAUCCCUCUAUCCUCGGACCCUCCAAGAUGAUAAGGAAAAAUUUCCCAAUAAUGGUCCACAUUUUGACCUUUACUGAUAAUUUCAUGCAGCGUUUUCAUUUGUCCUUAAACAAAACCCAUGAGCCUUCUGUGUAGAUGUCCUUUAACUUUCAAGAUCCAUUUCUAUCAGAGUGGCAUCUGCUGUGAGGAGUGUGUCUGUCAGUAGUGGUGUUCCUGUAAAUAUGUACAAUAUAUUUGAUACCGCUGUUUCUGUAGGGAUUCGUACCAUAUAGGCUGGAAAAAGGCAGUAUUGUUCUGUUUGGUAAUAAAUGCUCAGUUUUCAAGAAAAGCGUGUAUUAUUACAUAAUGUCAUAAUAAAUG